Messenger RNA from Chondrus crispus (carragheen), 396 nucleotides. RefSeq lists its product as hypothetical. NCBI's taxonomy places the organism in Eukaryota, Rhodophyta, Florideophyceae, Gigartinales, Gigartinaceae. The transcript has a single exon. The record is from RefSeq and is a predicted model, not a curated record. The coding region runs from base 1 to 396 and encodes 131 amino acids.
AUGCCGGGGCAGAAAAGCAGUUGCAACAGUUCCAGGAAUUUUCAAGAACGGGCUCCGACCGGAAGUCAUUCAUGCCAAGAAGAUCAAAAUGGCGCUAAGUCGACGCUAGGCGCACCAUGUUACUCAUGCGAGGACACGUUCGAUCCAACUUUCAUUUUCCGGUUCUCCUACCCUUACCACAAUAUAGUCUUUCGACGCUCUAGAUACAUCCUGAUACUCAUGAACAGACACAUUCGAUUACUUCCGCUUUCCGGUUCAUCCAUGUAUACUCCCCAUAAUAUAGUCCGUCAUGUAAAGGUCUACUGUCCUGUAGCACUAUUGCCCUCAUCUCAGAAGGAAUCCGUAUUUUUCACAGUCUUGAAUGCGGACCUUGUACAUGUUUCAUUUGGGCGAUGA